AUGCAGUACACAAAUAAUAUUGAUCAAGGAAUUGGCCAACUGACCGGACCCUCACAGUGCCGCAGCGUCACGGAUCCGACAACUGGUUUCAUGGACAACAGCGCUUUACGUUUUGGCGGGCUUUCUCCCGAGCUUAUUAUCCAGGUGCUUCACUAUUGCGAAUCCUCGACUAUUCUUAGAUUUGGAGCUACUUGCAAAUUGUUUUAUAAUAUUGUUACGCGCUCUGUUUCCCUGCAACUUCACUUGGAACUUGAAGCAAAUGGACUUGAAAUUUUGAAUGGGUCGUUUGAGCGCGAGGCUAGCUACGCUGUAGUUCUAAGAGACCUUCGACGAUUUCGCGAUGCUUGGCUUGACCUUGAUUUUUCUCGCCCUGUCGAGAAAAUGAUUGGAAACUCGGAGAUGCUUCUAUGGGAGCUCCGAGAGGGAUUUUAUAUUCGCGCCUUUUCACAAAAUACCAGAAGGUUUUCCGAUACGAUCCAAUUCAUCCCUCUCGAUCCUGGUAUCCCCGAGCGCUCUCCUCUUCUUUUCGAUUUUGAAUUCAACGAAUUCACCGCCGAUCCAGACCAGGGCCUGCUUGCUAUUUUAUCUAGGGCCCCCCACAUGGACCCUCGCAUCUAUGUCCACCUACGUUCUUCAGAUACGGGACUCGCUCACCCGCUCGCAAGACACCCUCGACUCACCGCCGAGUUCGAUUUCGAACCACCUUAUUUUUGGCCUGGCUAUUCUAUCGAAGUUAUGGGACAUAUAGUUUUGGUAAAGGUUAUGAACAUCCACGACUAUAGAUACGGACUCUUGAUCUGGGAUUGGAGUUCUGGGGCCCUUCUCAAUAGAAUCAGUUCCCAAGGUGCGAUUUGCGACUUUGCCUUUUUGGAUGAACAGCAUCUUGUGGUGUCCUCUGGUAGAGGCUCGAACCAGGCCCAUUUAGACACCCUCGAACUUUUGAUCUUUGCCCUUUCUAAGGAUGAUUCUGCGCCCACGAAUUCGAACGGAUACGUACGAGUUGCAGAUUUACCAGUCUCGGAACCCGUCUUGCGUCUUGGCUUUCCACCAAUCAAGGAUUCAUCCAAGUUAUCCCAUUCCGGAUUCUUCCUUCGGGCACAACCUACCCCGGGACGUGCCAUGCACACAAGCUCUGCUACAUUUGUGUACCCCAUGCUACCACUUUGA
This is a messenger RNA of Rhizoctonia solani, 1167 nucleotides long. Its product is annotated as F-box domain-containing protein. Gene Ontology annotation, molecular function: protein binding. The record is from RefSeq and is a predicted model, not a curated record. The coding region runs from base 1 to 1167 and encodes 388 amino acids. The transcript is spliced from 4 exons. NCBI's taxonomy places the organism in Eukaryota, Fungi, Basidiomycota, Agaricomycetes, Cantharellales, Ceratobasidiaceae.